Molecule: messenger RNA, 1725 nt
Organism: Penaeus vannamei (Pacific white shrimp)
Lineage: Eukaryota; Metazoa; Arthropoda; Malacostraca; Decapoda; Penaeidae
Source: RefSeq, a predicted model, not a curated record
UGGAGCCCGAGAGCCAGGGAGGCGCGAGGAGAUCCGAGUGCGACUGAAAAUCCCGAGUUCAAUUUGAAAGGAAGAGGCCGAGAGAACUGACACGUUGAACACCGGCUCUGUGCUUUAAUAGUAUUUCUCGCGUGCUUGCUUGCUUGAGGUCCUGAAGACAAAAUGGAGGAUUCUGGACGAGAUGAUUGGGGAGGUGAGAGCGAGCAGGAUGCUGGAGGAUGGGACCGUUAUUCAGACAAGGACUCGGGCAGGGACCGUUACUCCAGUGGAGGUCGGAACAGCAGAAAGCCUGGAGAUUGGGACUGCCCAAGUUGCAAAUUCAUCAACUAUGCAUCGCGCACAGCUUGCUUGAAGUGCCGGAUCCCAAAGGAUGUUGCAGGGGGUGACUUCUCUAGCCCUCGUGGUGGUGGUGGUGGCGGAGGCGGCAGCAGGCCUGGAGAUUGGGAUUGCCCAAGUUGUUCAUUUAGCAACUAUGCACACCGUGGUUUCUGCUACAGGUGCAAAGUCCCCAGAGAGGGAGGUCGUGCUCGGCCAGGUGACUGGGAAUGCAGUGACUGCAAGUUCCUGAACUUUGCUUCAAGGAGCCAGUGCAUGAAGUGCUCUAGCAGGAAAUGUGACUAAGCAUAGAGGGCACAAAAUUCUUAUUAUUCUUAUUUCAGGAUAUGCACUCCUUAAUAUUGCUGAGAGAUUCCCCUUCACCAAGAGACCAACCUAUGUUCACAAGGCAGAUGCUCGCCACCAAACCCAAAUAAUUGAAAAGCAAUCCAUUCAUCAUGUGUGAUUUGAAAAGAAAUUUUAAAUUGCAUCAAUUUCACUAUUUGAAUACCCAAUUAAAGUUUUGCUAGGAUUGCUCAAAAGUGUGGUAUUACAGAUCUCUUUUUUGCUCAAUAUUCAUGAUUACAGUGUGGGUCUAGAGUUGAAUUUCUUAGCUAGUCAUUGUUAACAGAGUUGAUAGUUAUCUUAUCGAUGCUUGAGAUCUUGAGAUCAACUAGUGAUUUACGCUCUACUCCCAACCACAGAGGAAACAUGAUAAUCAUGCAUUUUGAGAUGAUUAAGGUCGAUAUAUACACUGCCAGACACUUCCCCUUCCCAUCCCUCUUUGUGCUACAAAGCAUAUAGGAAAGAGGAACAUGUAAAUUUAAUUUCUCCUCCUACCCCAGCACCUCCCUCCCUCCCUCCCUCCCUCCCUCCCUUGUUUUAGAUAUCAAAGAAUGUGUAGUUUUGGUUGGUAUGAUCUACAAGCUAGUUUUUGUUAUUUUCUAUUUUCAUUUUUAUUUUUUUCACAUGUACAAGGAAUGGUUUCUAACUUGUUUGUAUUCUUAAUUAAAAAACAAAAAACAAAAAAAAAGGGCAAAUACUGGACAUGAAACCUGAGGUGCAUAGGAGUCCUUUGUCAUUUAGGUUAAUAGGUUACGAGUUGUAUAGUGUAAAUUAACCAUUGAAUGGACAAGAACUCCAUAUGCAAAAAUAGGGUCCACUUAAACUAUGAACUGUUUAAUGUCCAGUAUGUUAACUUCAAAGGAGUUAAAUUUUAAAUUGCUCCAUUUCUUUCUUUUUUUCCAACUUCAAAAUAUGAUUACUUAAGUUUCCUAUGUACUUGCUUUUGAUUAAUGUAAUAUAGGUUAACAAUCAUGUGUGUUUUAAAUGAUUCAUUAUCUUGCUGGAAGGCUCUUCUUGAUGCUGUACCUGAUAACCCAAGAAAAGCAUAUAAAGGAUUUAUUUUAG